ACUAUAAGUUGAUAAUACCUACAACUACGUCGGCGACGCAGACGCAAAGUAGUUUUUUUGUAAUUUCUUGACAGCUAUCACAACGGGGGCCGAACAAUCAGCCAUGUCUGUCUCUCAGAUGGAAAAAAAUCUUUUUAAUCUCAAAUUUGCUGUGAAAGAGCUUGAGCGAAAUUCAAAAAAAUGCGAGAAGGAAGAGAAAAUAGAAAAGGCCAAAGUCAAAAAGGCUAUACAGAAAGGAAAUAUGGAAGGAGCAAAAAUUCAUGCUGAAAAUGCUAUUAGACAAAAGAAUCAAGCUCUCAAUUACUUACGCAUGAGUGCAAGAGUAGAUGCUGUGGCAAGCAGAGUACAAACAGCAUUGACCACAAGGAAAGUCACGCAAUCCAUGGCUGGUGUUGUCAAGGCUAUGGAUGCAGCUAUGAAAUCUAUGAAUUUGGAGAAGAUUUCUGGUCUCAUGGAUAAAUUUGAAAGUCAAUUUGAAGACUUGGAUGUACAAAGUUCUUAUAUGGAGAAUGCUAUGUCUCAAACUACUACUACAAACAUUCCUCAAAAUGAGGUAGAUUUGCUUAUGCAGCAAGUAGCUGAUGAAGCUGGUUUGGAGUUAAAUAUGGAGCUUCCAUCUGGUCAGACAGGCAGUAUAGGAACUUCAACUGCUGUGAGUCAAGAACAAGAUGAAUUGACUCAACGAUUGGCUAGACUCAGAGAAUAAAUAUAAAUUGCGAAAGUUUGUUCACAUCAAAUGUAUUAUAAUUUUAUGUACAUUUUAUAUUUUUAAUAACAUUUGCAAAGUUUGUUGCGUAAUUGAGUGCACUGAACAACUUACGUAAAUACACAUUAGCGUUUUUAAAUUUAGUCAAAAGAAAAAAAUAAUUUGACAAAAGAAUUUUAAUGGUCUAUGUCAUGAUGUUACAAAUAAAUAUAGAUUCUAUUACUAAUUUAGACUUUAAAAUUCUUGUGUUGAAUUUUUAUUCAAGGUACAUAAUUUUUUAAAAGGUUUUCAUCUGUUUGAGUAAUUGAAUGAUACUUUAAUAUGAAAUCCUUGUAGAUUUACUAUUUUUAAUGAAUAUAAAUUAUUAACAAAUAUACAUAAAUAAAAUUUAAGCUACAAAAACCAGUAUCCAAUUUUUUAUAUCACUACUUUAUUUUUUAAAGUCAUUGUAUAAU
This is a messenger RNA of Phymastichus coffea, 1161 nucleotides long. RefSeq names its product charged multivesicular body protein 1b (gene Chmp1). The record is from RefSeq and is a predicted model, not a curated record. Bases 104 to 706 code for a protein of 200 amino acids. NCBI's taxonomy places the organism in Eukaryota, Metazoa, Arthropoda, Insecta, Hymenoptera, Eulophidae. The transcript has 3 exons. Gene Ontology annotation, cellular component: ESCRT III complex; multivesicular body. Gene Ontology annotation, biological process: late endosome to vacuole transport; endosome transport via multivesicular body sorting pathway; protein transport.